Centropristis striata (black sea bass) is the source of this 3870-nucleotide messenger RNA. RefSeq lists its product as uncharacterized. The coding region runs from base 86 to 3823 and encodes 1245 amino acids. NCBI's taxonomy places the organism in Eukaryota, Metazoa, Chordata, Actinopteri, Perciformes, Serranidae. Gene Ontology annotation, biological process: prevention of polyspermy; binding of sperm to zona pellucida. The transcript is spliced from 14 exons. Gene Ontology annotation, molecular function: structural constituent of egg coat; acrosin binding. The record is from RefSeq and is a predicted model, not a curated record. Gene Ontology annotation, cellular component: egg coat.
GUGUUGGCAGGAAGUCUACAAAACAUACUGCAGCAGUUCGCUCUGUCCCAGUGUUUUGGUGCGCAGAGAGAAACUCUUAUUUGAAAUGCAUUUGAAACAAAAAGGAUACUGCUUCGGUGUCCUUCUCGUCAACACCAUAAUAACUAUGACAUUACCGUCAGCGGGCCGGUGCGGGCCCACUGUCCACUCCAACCAACCAGACCCCCAGCUGGCCCUCCGCCAUGACAGGAGCGGCGGGUCGGCGACCGAAGGCCUCAGUCAGCCGGCCGACCGAGAGGCCGGAGAGCGGCCACACGGAGACUCAAGGCCGGUAGAAAAGUCGACAAACCUCCCGGACUUUCACAACUCCGACAACACGGACGGGACACAAGCUGACACCUCUGAGGGGCCUGGAUACACAAUAGGAGCAAACACGGCGUCUUCUGCGGCUGACAGAGGCUUUAAAACCCGAAAAAUUCCGGAGCGAGGCGAAGGGCAGCGGCUGUAUACUUCUAUUAUCCCUCCUGAUAAAGAGUGCAGGAAGGGGGACAUUGAACAUGUCGUCCUGGGCAAGUUUUAUAUAACUGGUCAACUGGAGCCAAAUCCUAAUGUGGGCUUCCAGUCAGACUCUGCUGUUUCAGUGCAGGCUCAGGGAGGCCAGGAGAGGGUCAGAGGUCAGCGGGUCAGCGCCUCAGAGGAGAUCUGGCAGAGGCUGCAGCCCGUGGUGGAGUGUGGAGACGCCAUGACCCUCACUGUCAGGAAGAGACGAGCUGUACAACUACAGCUGGACCGAGUGAAUGAGUCAUCUGUGCCCCUGUCCCAGCUGCAACCACAUUGUGGCUACUCUGUUCAGACCACGUGGAGAGACCUCAGUCUGAGGGCUCAGUAUGAUGCCUGCCAUGUCACACAGGAGGAUGACAGUUUUGUGUUGCCGCUGCUGUGGAGGGGGACUCCAGUCAAGAUGUCCUGCCCGGCCUCUGAGAUGCAGCCUCAGGCCACGGGCCCCUCCUCACUCUGCUGCUCCCCGUAUGGUAUGACUGUCAAAGUGCAGGGCCUCCAUGAUACAGAGGAGCUAAGGGUAAAUGUCCGAGGAGAAUGGACCCCUUUGGUUGCAUUAGCUGAGCAGUGUGGCUACAUACUGGACAGACAACAUGCAGAAACUGUUAUCGCUGCUCCAUUCGUUACGUGUGGCAUCACAGUAAAGGAUGGAAAAUACACGCUGUCUCUUCAGGUAGGAGAGAAGACGUUUACACUGUCCUGCCCCGUCUCUGUCCCUGAAGCACUCCCACUGACCCAUCACCCUCCAGUCACCAGCCCUCAGCAUCUAACCAGAAAGCCAGCAGCGCAACAAUCCCUGGAGCCUUUUCCAUGGGCUCCACCUUUCUACCUGGCCCCGCCUUACUACCCCCACCCUACCUAUAACCUCAAGUCUCCUCAACCUGAUGGACUGGAUGCAUAUAACCCUCCUACUCCCUCAUCCCUCAGCCCAGAUAAUACAUUUGGUCCACAUCCUCUCCCUCCUGUUGAUUCCCCGCCAGACUAUCCGGUCUACUCCCACUACCACACUCCAGUAGAAGAGUCUUAUAAACAUGUCCACGUACCUCAGUCAUCUACCGAUGAGGCUGAAGUUUCAAGUCUGUGGUACCCAGAUCUCCAACAAAAGCAGAAAACUCCUGUCUUUGGUGUUUCUGAGAAGCCGAGUGCUGCAUCUCCCCUCCAGCCCCCCAGCCAUGCCUUCAAUCCCUACUAUCACUACUACCACCACCCUAAAAUCCCUCUUCCUGGCCCACCUCAAGACCCUGAUCCAGGCCCUGAGGUGCCUAGAGAAGUACCUUUAAAUAAUCCUCAUAACUAUGAAUAUCCAAUGUUGCCCCCACAGCAGUCUGAGUCUCCAUCCCUUCAGUUCGUGCCCCAGGCUGCCUCUCAUCCUUACACCCUUCCAACAAGUCCCCCAGAAACCUCUGCACCUCACACUCCUGAUCCUCCACAGCCAUAUCCAUACUUCUAUUACUUUCCACACGUUGCUCGAGGCGAGGCCAGGAGAUUGGCUCCUCUCACUCUCGACACAGCCGCUAAAACAAAUUUGUCCGAUCACCAAAACACAAAGUCGGCCGUCUCUGUUUCUCCACUUCCUCGCUCACAACAAGAUCAUGAUGACUUUAACUUAAAUCCUUACAUAGAUCACCUAAGAGAAGUGAUUAACGAACCAGAAAGUAGUCCAGAAGUGGUCAAACAUCCACUUUUAUCUGAAGAUGAUGAUGAUGAUGAUGAUGAUUAUGACGACUAUGAUGUAGAAGAAGAGCUGGAUGACAUAAAAAGACACUCUGCUCCUCCGACUCCUAAGCCUCCUGGACCCGUUCCUCCUCCUGAACAACCCUCUAACCGUGCUCCAUCACCAGACUAUGAUCCUUCUCCUUACCCAUACUACCUCCACCCUUAUUAUCAUUACUAUCAGAUGUAUUAUGGACCUGACAGUUUACACACAACUGAAAAUCAUGUGUCUCCAACAUCCAAAGAAGCUUUGGACCCUCCGCUUCCAGCAUCUCCCCCUCCACCACAGCCCCCAUCUGAUCAACAUCAAACCACUCCUCCGACCACAAAAUCAAUGUAUGAUGUUCACAAUGGCCUCUUACAUCCUUACUACUAUUAUUACCACCACCUCUUCUACCACCCUAAAGCGUCUGAACACAACCAGGACCCUCAUCCUGCAGGCAGUGUGAACUCUGAGACAACAUCAAAACCAGAAUCUCCGCUCCACUCUGACUACAGCGGGAUGGACUGGAUGCUUGAUCCCAGCAUGUCUCAGCUGCUGCACAGCCACUUUUAUAACCUCAGUGCCCAUUAUAUCACCCAACAACAUGCAUAUUAUCCUUUUGGGCAUCCUGGUGAAGAAGAAGGAACAGAAGAGAGGCUGGAUAGUGAAAUGAAAGAUCAGGCCAACCCGUCCACUCCCUCUGCCUCGCCCUGUGGCCUUGGCCCCGUGUCAGAUUCUGACGGCAGCAUCUCUCUGGGCUGCUGCUCGUACCCGGUGAAGGACUGUACAAUGGGGCCGUAUUUAAUCUUCUCGGUGCCGGACUCUGUGCUGGAGCCCACAGUUGCCCCCCCUGCUCACCCCUCUGAGGUCAGUAAUGUGUCCUGCACACUGCAGAAGCUGACCUCCGACCCCGACAUCUACACUGUCCCCCUGGAUGGCUGUGGAGUAAACAAACAUGUGUUUGGUGAGAAAGUGGUUCAUCUGUUGGAAGUCAAUGGUAUCCACUCUCUUCAACAAGCCCAACCAGUAAGGUUGAUGGUGGAAUGUAGCUCCUCCCCGGGUUCCCCAGGUGAAGUGAGGCUCCAUGUGAUGGAUGAACCUCCUCCACCACCCGUUCAGUCUGCACCAGCCCCUGCUACUGUGCAGCUGAGAAUAGCCAAAGAUGAGUCCUUCACCAGCUUCCACCCUGAGACUCACCUGCCUCUCAGCCUCAUGCGAGGCAGAACCGUUUAUGUGGAGUUGAGCCUGCUGGACCCUCCAGUGCCGGGUCUGGUGCUGCUGGUUCACUCCUGCCUGGCCUACACUCAGGCUCCCUACACCAGCUGGCUGCCUAUUUAUGAUGGCUGUCUCGAAGGCAGCGGUGAUUCACAGCUGCUUCCUUCCCCACGCUCCGACCCCCACCACACCCGGAGAAUCCUAAUCUCUGGCUUCCUGUCCCUGCCCUCAGAAAGUCCCUCCUAUCCAGCUGAAGGAGGGUCCUCUCACCUGUACGACCCAGAGAUCCACCUCUUGUGUCUGACAGAAGUGUGCUCUACGGCAGAUGGUGACUGCAGUGUCAGCUGCAUUAACAGUCCAAUCAGUGACGUGUGAGCAAUGAAAUAAACACUUUUGCAAAAAAUUCUCGUUUUUCUUUUUUU